Molecule: messenger RNA, 1634 nt
Organism: Serpula lacrymans var. lacrymans S7.9
Lineage: Eukaryota; Fungi; Basidiomycota; Agaricomycetes; Boletales; Serpulaceae
Exons: 6
Coding region: 55-1575 (506 amino acids)
Biological process (GO): cardiolipin biosynthetic process
Cellular component (GO): mitochondrion
Molecular function (GO): CDP-diacylglycerol-glycerol-3-phosphate 3-phosphatidyltransferase activity
Source: RefSeq, a predicted model, not a curated record
AUUCGCGGAUUUCGUAUUCUUCAAAUUUUGAACCGAAUAUCCUGCAGCCGUCCAAUGCUUGCCAUUGCCCAGCUCAGUGCGAAAAGACUGCGUUUACCUAGGAGCUGGUCUUACAGGUUGCAUGAUGCCCAGCGUAUACACAGCAUCACCACAUCUCGCUUGGACCCGACCAUUCGUGACUUCGCGUCUUCUUUGGCCGCGAAACAGCCGUGCUUUUCAUUACCCUCACAAAGCGUGCGCGUGCUCUCUGAACCUGCUGAUUUCUAUCGAAGUCUCCUAAACAUCAUUCUCCGAGCCCGGAAACGAAUAUUCCUGUCCUCUUUGUACAUUGGAUCUUCAGAAAAUGAGCUUAUAGACACUCUAGACUUGGCACUGUCGAGAAAUCCAGACCUUCAUGUCUAUCUCACACUGGAUUACAACAGGUCCACUCGUCCAGGACCCUCCUCUCCAAUUCUCUCUCUCUUGCCUCUACUGCGCCAGUAUCAAGAUAGGAUACACAUCUCUCUUUUCCGCAGUCCCAAGCUGAAAGGUGUUAUGGCGGAAAUGGUGCCCCCGCGAUUCAACGAAGGGUGGGGAACAUGGCAUGCUAAAAUUUAUGGGGCUGAUGACGAGGUCAUCAUAAGUGGCGCAAACCUCAACAAGUCUUACUUUACGGAUCGACAAGAUCGCUACUUCCAUUUCUCGGCCCAACCUGCUUUGACAAACUAUUGUUUCUCGUUCCUACGAACAAUCUCAAACUUUUCUUAUCGAUUGCUUCCUUCAAAUACUACAAAUGGACAUUCUCUUGAAUGGCUUAACCGUGACAUAGGACCGUGGAAUUUCCAGUCGAAAGCUGAAAGCGCUCUGAAAAAGCUUCAGUAUUCUAACUUGUCUGCUUCACUUUGCUCGCCAGAGCUCAAAGGCGCCUCCGGUAACGAUGUUUUACUAUUUCCCGUCAUACAGGCGGGUCAGUUCAACAUUCGUGAGGAAGAACAAAGUCUAUCGCUACUCUUUGAACAUCUCAAUUCUCAACGAUGUAUUGAAUCCAGUAACCCAUCCAUGGACCUAACAAGCGGUUACUUCGGUUUGUACAAACCUUAUCAGGAUUUAGUGCUCAACUCAUCUAUUGGAUGCGAUAUUAUUGCCGCAAGCCCAAAGGCAAAUGGAUUUUAUGGCUCAGGUGGACUCUCGGGACUAAUUCCAGAAGGAUACACGCUUUUGGAACAGCGGUUCAUGAGAGCUGCACGAGCCGCAGGGAGAAUAUCAUCGACGGGAAAAUCACUUAAUAACGAUGUACGGUUGAAGGAGUGGGAGAAAGACGGAUGGACUUAUCACGCAAAAGGCAUUUGGUUAUCUCCGUCACCCGAUACCACCCCAGUGCUCACACUUUUCGGCUCCACGAAUCUCAACUCACGCUCAUCUCAUCUGGACACUGAGCUAUCUUUCAUCAUGAUGACCUCCUCAGAGGCCUUGAGACACACGCUUCGCCAAGAGGUAGUAGGAUUGAGGCAUUGGGCAGUCCCCUGGAAAGGUGAUGAAAGGAAAGUUCGCUGGAGGACGAAGGCUAUUGUGGGUCUUGUAGGAGGUAUGCUAUAACGUAUGUCUAGUUUCUGCGUAUUUCGAUAUCACGCUAGAAUAUACAUUUGCUCCACUCA